CCUCAUUCUAUUUGUAAAUGUGUUGAUUAACAAGGUAUAAUACCCUGUCUUAGCCUUUUUUCCUGCAUUUUUCCCUGAACUCCCUAAACAAUAAUUCAAACUUAGCGGCGCAGACACCAUGACCAUAUUAAAGAAAUUGAAUUUCAUCACUGGCAACAAGAACAAACUAGGGGAGGUUAGAGCGAUUCUGGGCAAUGCAAUCGAGGUCGAUAACCAAGGGCUUGACAUUCCGGAGAUACAAGGGACUAUUGAAGAAAUUGCCAGAGAAAAGUGCAUGCGUGCAGCGGAAGUGAUCCAGGGCCCGGUUCUCACGGAGGACACGGCGCUUGAGUUUCAUGCACUGAAAGGGCUUCCUGGUCCAUACAUCAAAUCAUUCCUUGAUGUUUUGGGCCAUGAGGGGUUGAAUAAAAUGCUCGAUUCGUUCGAGGAUAAAUCGGCAGAUGCGAUAUGUACAUUCGCUUUCUGUCACGGCCCCGGAUCAGAACCAAUUCUAUUUCAGGGAAGAACAAAGGGUGUAAUUGUCAGGCCGAGAGGUCCAUCAAACUUUGGUUGGGAUCCGAUUUUCGAAUAUGAAGGGAAAACAUAUGCUGAGAUGGACAAGGAGAAGAAGAACCAAAUAUCGCACAGGUAUAAAGCUUUGGAGAAACUACAGCGUUGGUUGGUCCAGGAAAAUUCCUGAUUUGUCGGCUUCGCAGCGGAUAACGUUGAUAGGCGGCGCAUCUCUGGAAUAUUUCAAUUCGUAUCGAGGUUUUGGUUGAUCCUCCAAGAGGAUAUCCAAUUUGAAAUUCUUGUGCAGUUUUCCUCUACAUCGUCGUCCUUUUCACUAGUGAGCUCGACCACAACUUCUUCGUCGAAGGCUUCACGAGCUUCUUCAGAUAGGACACCGAAAAUCUCCGCGUCUAAAUUUUCUUGUAGCUUCGUUUCCUUAUAUCCCCU
This is a messenger RNA of Aspergillus pseudonomiae, 936 nucleotides long. Its product is annotated as non-canonical purine NTP pyrophosphatase. The record is from RefSeq and is a predicted model, not a curated record. Gene Ontology annotation, cellular component: cytoplasm. Gene Ontology annotation, molecular function: nucleoside triphosphate diphosphatase activity. Lineage: Eukaryota; Fungi; Ascomycota; Eurotiomycetes; Eurotiales; Aspergillaceae. Gene Ontology annotation, biological process: nucleoside triphosphate catabolic process. The transcript has 6 exons. Bases 119 to 679 code for a protein of 186 amino acids.